Messenger RNA from Suillus fuscotomentosus, 1326 nucleotides. Its product is annotated as WD40-repeat-containing domain protein. Bases 1 to 1326 code for a protein of 441 amino acids. The record is from RefSeq and is a predicted model, not a curated record. The transcript is spliced from 8 exons. Gene Ontology annotation, molecular function: protein binding. Lineage: Eukaryota; Fungi; Basidiomycota; Agaricomycetes; Boletales; Suillaceae.
AUGAGUAGUUUAGUCGGGCGUAGAUUGGAUGCCCACCAGGAUAAUGUUGUGAGGCAGGAUGUCGUUAUCGAUUUUCAUUCAGUUGUUAUGGUCCCUAUUGUGACAGACUGCCUUGUCGGGCACAAGAACACCAUCAAUUGCUUAGCGGUCUCUCGCAAUGGAAAUAUGUUAGCAAGCAGGGGCUGUGACGGAAUGAGGAUCUGGGACCUCAAAAGGCGAGUGCAGCUCCCAACCCCACCUCAAACUCCAGCUGUUCGAAAUCCGGCCGACCCGGUGACUUGUGCAUGUUGGAUUACCCGCCAUGAGGCAACGCGCAAAAUGUUAUGUUAUGGCACCAGACUGGGUUUCAUAGGGAUUUGGCACCAGCAGGGGGAAGGUUUACAAGACUUUGACGCAAAAGUGUCAAGAAGGGUCGGAAUGGGUAAGGAGAUCAUGUGUCUCGCAUAUGACCAUACCGGGGACAAACUCGAAUUUGUUGAACUCGCUACUACCAUCCCACGCACCAUGAAUUUCAACUGCACUGCAAGUAGAAACAUAUUAGUCUUCGGCAUGUAUGACAGUGAGAUACAUACACUCAGAGGUACAGAUGGCAUUGUCAUCACCACAAACAGUGCUGGGCCAUUGAUCGGGUAUGCUUCAGUCGACGCAGCUCAAAUGUUGUUCCUGAUGGACAAUGUCACGAAUGGAUUCAGUUUACAUCGCUUGGAGGAUGCAGUAUGUAUCUGUACCUAUAAUACCAACCCAGUCAAGACAUUCCCGAAGCAAGUUGUUUUUGGGAGGAAGGCUACCCUCGUAGUUGGGGGUAGUGACACAGGAGUAAUUUACAUUUUUGACAAAAAUGAGGGAACACUGAAACAAGUCUUGCAACAUGCCGACAAGGGCCGAGUACAAACUGUGACGACAUAUGAUGGCACACACCACAGCUUGAUCUUCGGGGCAACGUCUAUGAACAACACAGAACCGACCAUCUCCAUCUGGUGUCGCAAACUGGACAGUGUAGCAAAAUCAACAAAUGACCAUCCUCUGGAAUCAGCGCUGAAAAACUUUGUGCGGGGAAUAGCCCAGCUAACUAUCACAAUGGCAUUAAUAGCAUAUGUCCUCAGGACCCACAAUACAUCGCGUAUCUCAUUGGCGCCGCUGGGAAAUGCCUGGCAAGAAUAUUCAAAAAAAUUUAAUCGACCACAGGACCUAACGGAUGAUGUUUGUCUCUUGGUAGAGAAAUACAUUGAGGAUCAGAAGAGGGGCGAAGGCUUUGAGAGGGUGCGAAGCCCAGUAGACAAUAAGAAAUAUGCCUGGACGAGUGAAGCCCACCAUAUUAGGCAGUGA